This is a messenger RNA of Sorghum bicolor (sorghum), 1271 nucleotides long. Its product is annotated as WRKY transcription factor 6. Gene Ontology annotation, molecular function: sequence-specific DNA binding; DNA-binding transcription factor activity. The transcript is spliced from 3 exons. Lineage: Eukaryota; Viridiplantae; Streptophyta; Magnoliopsida; Poales; Poaceae. The record is from RefSeq and is a predicted model, not a curated record. Gene Ontology annotation, biological process: regulation of DNA-templated transcription. The coding region runs from base 370 to 1020 and encodes 216 amino acids.
GUAUCAUUUAACAACAAAAAAUGUUCUCAUAUAUUUCUAGGAGAAUGAACCAGGUGCUAAUUAUUAAGGAUAAGAUAAAGCGUGCAGUGAGUUGGUCAGAAGUCAACCAACCAUCUCAAGGCACUGCUUGCCAAGCUGCUGCCGGCGGCGGCGGCGGGAGCAGGCUAUGGCGCCGGUGCAGAGUGCUCUGGCGGCGACGUGGACGCCGUCCUGUCGGACAUCACUGAUUCACUGUGUCAAGCGAUCACUUCUCUGCGGAUCCGCACCGGUGGGCAGCCAGCGACCGCCGGCAUCGCCGCCAACAGGAGCCCAGCCGGUGCCGGCGGCAGGAGAUCAGCAGCGCCAAGGAGAACUUCUCAACGGGCCAGGAUGGAUGCUGCAUCCCGGAUGACAGUGCUACAGAAUGGAGUUCAUGAUUCGUACACAUGGAGGAAAUACGGGCAGAAGGAAAUUCUGGGCGCCAGAUUUCCAAGGAGUUACUACAAAUGUGGCCGCCGGCCGGGCUGCCCCGCGAAGAAGCACGUGCAGCAAUGCGACGCGGAUCCGUCCAAGCUGGAGGUCACCUACUUGGAGGCACACACGUGCGAUGAUCCACCACCGUCGUCGUCCCAUGCUGUUCCAGAUCCGACGGCCGGCUCCGACGCUCUGCUCGUACCACCAGUCCCGACCGUUCCGUUUCCAUCAGCUCAGUGCUACGGCGGCGGCCGACCGUCGCCGCCGCCGCUGCCGCCGUACCAGGUGCCGUACGCCGCGACGACGCUCGGCUCCAACGUCCUGACGCUGACGGCCACCGGUGUUCUUCUGCCUAGUGCAAGCUACGACCCUGUUCCGGAUGUCACGGACUGCACGCCGUCGUUGGAGCAGGAGCAAGACCAUGAUCUGCUUCACAUACCUUCGCCGGCUUGUUCACAGUCAGAGCUGCUGCCGAUGGAGGCUGCCAAGCUUUCACCGCACGCGCACGGGCUGCCUCUGUCGUUGGAGCACACGCUGGAUUGCGACUUUGCUGUACCCGAGCUUUAAUUAGCGUUCUUGAUGUUAAAGAGUGUGAUCGACCCUUUCACGGUAGCAGAUUACAUACAACAGCAUCGAUAUUCUUGUUUUCUGUACAGCUAUUACUGUAAUGCAAUGCGAUUAGAGUAGUAGUGGUUUCGGUACAAUAUAUGAAUCAGAAUUCACAAGGGAGAGCCCAGAAUAUUAUGUACUUAAUCCAUCCCAAAUUGUAAGUCGUUUGAGUUUUUUAAUAUCAAGUUUGACCACUCGUCUUAUUCAAA